AUGCAAAUCAAGCUUGUUAUUCUUACUAUCUGUGCUUCUCUUGCCGCUGUUGGCUUUGCCGCCCCUCCUCCUCCAGGUGGCCCAAAUUUUCUAGAUGCUCUUAUCCCUGGCGGUGAUCCUCCUUCUGGCACUAAUGAUCCAAGUCUUCCUCUUCCCGAUGCUAAUGAUUCAGGUAUCACAUCGACUGAAGGAAAGCCUCCUCAAAGUCUAGCAGGACAAGUACAAAAAAGAAAAGCUCCAUUCAUAUUCCUAAGAAAAGGACGAGGGCGAAGACCAGUGCAAAAACCACCAGCACCAGCACCAACACCUCUAAUAUCAGGAGUAGCACCUCCAGCAGUAGCACCUUCAGCAGCAGCAUCCUAA
Rhizopus microsporus ATCC 52813 is the source of this 363-nucleotide messenger RNA. RefSeq lists its product as uncharacterized. The record is from RefSeq and is a predicted model, not a curated record. The transcript has a single exon. Lineage: Eukaryota; Fungi; Mucoromycota; Mucoromycetes; Mucorales; Rhizopodaceae. Bases 1 to 363 code for a protein of 120 amino acids.